Dimorphilus gyrociliatus is the source of this 2626-nucleotide messenger RNA. The record is from the annotation of a GenBank genome assembly. Lineage: Eukaryota; Metazoa; Annelida; Polychaeta; Dinophilidae.
ACUUAUGUUGACGAAUUAGAGUAUUGGACACAUUCAACUGCUUAUCGUCUGCUAUCAAAAUAUACGUAUAUUUUUGAACCUUUUUUGAUAUAUAACACGUUGUUCCUUGUCAUAAGACCCAUAUUAUCAUUCUUGAUUGUGCUAUAAGGGAGAUAAUUACAUAACAGGUAAGAAAUUAUGUUUGAUCACAACAUUUUAGAUAGUUACUUUAUCUCGGCAGUAUGAAACAACAUCUGUGAAAGAAACACUCAGAUAUAAGUACAAAAUGUACACGGCUAGAUUAGUGUUUUACAUUUUAUUUAUAAGCUCAUUUGUAAUUAACUCUUACUGUGAUGACAAUACUGGCGAUUUAUUAAAAAAUGAUGACAUAAAAAGUGCUGGAUCAGAGCAAAAGUUUGUUGAAGAAAAUGAUGGGGUCAGUCAUCGAACGGAGGAGACUAAUGAUGCUGUAGAAUAUUUAGAAGAUACGCAACCUAAUUUGGCGCAAGAAAAAGAAAUUUUAGAUGAGGAUCCGUAUGAAAGAGACAUAAUAAACGAUGUAUAUGAAGCAGCAAUGCUUAGAGUUCAUACUAUUCCACCCGCCGAGAAUCAGCCAAAUAAGGACGAUGAAGAAAUUCCCGUUGAAAAUUUUGAAUAUGAAGAAAAUUCCGAUAUGGAUGAAAACUCAUUUCCAAAACUCACAUAUACACCAAAAGACAAUGUUUGGAGGUUAUUACAAACUUCCAUACCAAGUCGAAAGGAGAGGCACACUUUUGUUUUCUAUAGACCAAGCGAAGAAGAAAUUGUUAAAGUUACACAAAUUGUACAUAGUGAAAAUAAGGAGGAGGAAAAAUAUGAAAAAACUAUAUCAACUGUAAAUUUACCUCCGCUUCCUCCAACACCUUCAGAGAGGGAAGCUCAACACCUUUAUGAUAAAGCUUUUGAAAUCCUUAAUGAUACCCAUAACUUAACUCCUUUCUUAGCAAAAAGAGCAUAUGAGAUUCUUGAAAGAUCAGGUGAAUUGGGGAAUUUAGCUGCAAAGGAACAAAUUGCCUGGUCAAAACUCUCUGGACAGCAUUUUACAAAAAUCAAUCUUGAAGAUGCCCAUAAAGAGCUCAAACAACUGGCUGAUGAAUAUGGAUCACCUAAAGGGCAAUUGGGUUUAGGAUUAUUGUAUAGUACUGGACUAGCUUCAUUAAAUGCAAGUCACGCGAAAGGAUUAGUCUAUCUAACUUUCGCAUCAUUAGGUGGGGAGCCAUGGGCCGAUAUGGCUCUUGGAUACAGAUAUUGGGCUGGUUUAGGAGUUGAUGGAAAUUGUGAGGCUGCAUUAACCCAUUAUCGUAGAGUAGCCGGCCAAGUUGCUCAGGAAGUAGCCUCUAGUGGUGGUGGACCUGUCAUUCACAGAAUCCGUUUAUUAGAUGAAGCUGAGGGGGGUAACGCUAACUCAAAUUCACCAAACGCUAUACUUGACGAUGACCUACUUCAAUAUUACGAAUUCCUUGCUGAUAAGGGAGAUGUACCAGCUCAAGUUGGCCUAGGACAACUCUAUUAUCAGGGGGGUAGGGGAGUCAGAGUAGAUCACCAAAGAGCUUUACAUUAUCUUCAGAAUGCGGCUGAUGCAGGCAAUGCAAAUGCAAUGGCUUUCUUAGGAAGAAUGUAUGCAGAAGGUUCCACAUCUGUAAGUGCUAGCAAUGAGACAGCCCUUCGCUACUUCCGAAUGGCGGCAGAUAAAGGAAAUGCGGUUGGUCAGAGCGGUAUGGGCAUAAUGUAUUUAUAUGGAAAGGGAGUUGACAAAGAUUAUGCUAAAGCUUUUAAAUAUUUCGAAAAGGCAGCAGAGCAGGGAUGGGUUGAUGGUCAAUUACAAUUAGGAAUUAUGUAUUACGGCGGUCUUGGCGUUCGAAGAGACUAUAAAAUGGCGGUUAAAUAUUUCAACUUGGCUUCACAAUCAGGUCACGUUCUUGCAUUUUAUAACUUGGGUGAGAUGCACGCCACAGGAACUGGAGUUGGUCGGGCAUGUCAUACUGCCACUGAAUUCUUCAAAAAUGUAGCUGAACGUGGUCGGUGGGGAGAGCUAUUCAUGAGAGCUUAUACAUCAUGGAAAAACAGUGAUCAUAAAACUGCUUUAGUCCAGUAUGCCCUAUUAGCCGAGUUAGGCUACGAAGUCGCUCAAAGUAAUACUGCCUUUUUAUUGGAUUCAAUGAAUGCUGAAUGGAAUAAGAAAGAAAGUUUAAAGAGGGCUCUUCUUCAAUGGACUCGAUCGGCCUCCCAAGGAUAUUCAACUGCCAGAGUUAAAUUGGGCGACUAUCACUAUUAUGGAUGGGGAACUGAAAUAGACUAUGAACAAGCAGCAGCACACUACAGGGUUGCUAGUGAGCAACAAAAUUCAGCUCAGGCAAUGUUUAAUUUGGGGUACAUGCAUGAGAGAGGUCUGGGAUUAAAGCAAGAUUGGCAUUUGGCCAAAAGAUUCUAUGACCUCGCUGCUCACACGUCUGUGGAUGCUCAUGCACCUGUGACUCUGGCGCUCACCAAGUUAGGCCUCUUCUUUGCCUGGCAACAAUUUUCCGAUAUUACUAUUGAAAUAAUUGCCGUAGCUAAAGCUGUUCCUGCUAUCCAAAGUUUACGACGCAACUGCAAAGAAUAUCUUUGA